UACACCAUACUAAGCUAGCUGGUCCUUGAAAGUUCUCCCAGAAAUUGGCAGUUAUUUGCUAUACUAGCUAGUUGAAACUCUUAUUUAAGAGGAACCUUGAUGCCUGCAUUUCUCUCACAAUGCCAUGGCAUCCAGAGUAGUGACACCCGCUCUCUUGUUAUUACUCUUCUCCAUCUUCAUCACCUUCUCACCAGCCUUAUGCCUAAAACAGCAUCCCCUAGACCCUCUAACACCGUCCGAGUUCAUCCAUAUCAAAGCCAUAAUCCACAAAGCAUUCCCUGCCCAAAACCUAACCUUCCAAUACGUAGGCCUAGAUGAGCCAGAAAAGUACACCGUCCUCUCAUGGCAAUCAAAAUCCACCACCAACACCAAAUCUCCACCACCUCCUCGCGGAGCCUUGGUCGUUACACGGCUUAAUAAGCAAACCCACGAGAUUAUCGUGGAUUUAUCGACCCGUUCCAUAGUCUCUAGUAAAGUUCACAACGGAGCAAAUGGCUUACCUGUGUUAACCUUGGACGAACAAACAUAUGCAAAUGAGUUGCCAUUUAAACAUGAACCAUUUAUCAAGUCCAUUAGAAAGAGAGGGCUUGAUAUAUCCCAAGUUGUGUGCAGCGGUUUUUCAGUUGGUUGGUUUGGAGAGGCAAAGAGUAGAAGAACAUUAAAGAUUAAUUGUUUCUACACAAAUGAGACAGUGAACUUGUAUGUGAGGCCAGUGGAGGGAAUAGCAUUUGUGGUUGAUCUAGAUGAGAUGGAGAUAAUUAAAUAUACUGAUAGAUUUAUAGUUCCUGUGCCAAAAGGAGAGGGAACUGAGUACCAAGCUUCGAAGCAGAAGCCGCCUUUCGGGCCAUGGCUACGUGGCGCACCGGUGGUGCAGUCGCAGGAAGAAGGGUUCAGCCUCGAGGGGCACACUAUCAGAUGGGCUAACUGGGUCUUCCAUCUCGGAUUUGAUGUUCGAACUGGUACAAUCAUAUCUCUAGCAUCAAUUUAUGAUCUUGAAAAGCACAAAUAUAGAAGGGUCUUGUAUAGAGGCUUUGUAUCAGAGCUGUUUGUCCCAUACAUGAACCCAACCGAGGACUGGUACUUCAAAACCUUCUUCGACUGUGGAGAAUUUGGGUUUGGUCAAUCCACAGUGUCACUAGAGCCAUUGACUGACUGCCCAGUCAAUGCCAAAUUCAUGGAUGCCUACUAUGCUGGCCAAGAUGGCACACCUGUCAAGAUAUCAAAUGCUUUCUGUAUUUUUGAACGACAUGCAGGCAACAUUUUGUGGCGUCACACAGAAGUGACCAUCCCAAAUAAAGUGAUCACCGAAGUCAGGCCAGAGGUGACGCUAGUGGUGAGGAUGGUUGCAGUUGUGGGCAACUAUGACUACAUAAUUGAUUGGGUAUUCAAGCCAAGUGGCUCAAUCAAGCUGGAGGUUGGGCUAACAGGUGUGCUAGAAACUGAAGGGGUUAAGUACACCAAGACAGACGAAAUAGAGGAGGAAGUUUAUGGUACACUAGUUGCAGAUAAUACCAUUGCUGUAAACCAUGACCACUUCUUGACUUAUCAUCUUGACCUUGAUGUGGAUGGUGAAGCCAACUCCUUUGUCAAGAACAAAAUGGUGACCAAACGAGUGAAAGACCCCAAAAUUCCGAGGAAGAGCUAUUGGACUGUUGAAAGUGAGACGGCUAAAACUGAAUUGGAUGCAAAACUUCAUUUGGGUUUGAAGCCAUCUGACUUGGUUGUGGUAAAUCCUAAUAAAAGAACAAAACCUGGAAACCCAAUUGGUUACCGUUUGAUUCCGGGGUCAGUUGCAGGACCCCUUUUGUUGGAGGACGAUUACCCACAAAUUCGUGGGGCUUUCACCAAGUACAAUUUGUGGGUUACACCAUAUAAUAAAUCUGAAAAAUGGGCAGGAGGACAAUAUGUGGAUCAAAGCAGAGGAGAUGAUACUCUAGCAACUUGGAGCCUCAGGAAUAGGGAGAUUGAGAACAAAGACAUAGUGUUGUGGUACACCAUUGGGUUUCACCAUGCUCCAUGCCAAGAAGACUUUCCAAUGAUGCCAACAUUGAGUGGUGGGUUUGAGCUCCGACCAACCAAUUUCUUUGAGAGCAGUCCAGUGCUUAAAGUUAGAACAGUAUCUCCUAAGCAUGUACCUUUGCCUAAUUGCACCACCAAAAACUAGUUAGGUUUUUUGUUUGUGAUGAGUAUUAAUAAGCCUAAAGGGCUCCUCCAUAAGUGAGAUUUCUCCCAUUCUGUUGUCUAA
This is a messenger RNA of Prunus avium (sweet cherry), 2245 nucleotides long. NCBI's taxonomy places the organism in Eukaryota, Viridiplantae, Streptophyta, Magnoliopsida, Rosales, Rosaceae. The record is from RefSeq and is a predicted model, not a curated record.